CACCCGCUCCACCCGCUGUGCCCGCUGUGCCCGCGGGAGGGGUCGCCGCGGAGCCGGGAGCGCGGAGCAGCUGCUGGGGGCCCAGGGCCCGCGUCCCGACCGGAGAGGCGACCGCAAGCUGCCAAGAUGUGAACGUGAGGAAGGACGUCGGAAGCAACAAAGAUGCUGUGGGCCCGCAGCGCCGCUGCGAUUAGACUGGCUAGUUUGUAUCUCGUGGAGGGUUCUCCAGGCGCAUGACUGCUUCUCGGGACAGCCCCUCCGCCCGCCCGGCAGCGCCCCCUGGGCUCAGCAUCCGCUCCCACGCCGCCCUCCUGUGGGGUCCACGCAGCACAGGGAGGUCUCCGUUCCGUGCUCCCACGCGCGUGGGGGAGAAGGCCCGACGCGGCGCGGCGCGUGUGCACGGAGCCCCGAGAAUGUGCCGUCUGUCUAACGUGGCUUUCCUCCUCCUGGUGCACGUGGGGCCCGCGCUCGGAGCUCCGCAGGCCUGGUCUGUGUCUUCGGAUGAGUCCUGCAUUUUCAGCCUGACCUUGAGGAAUUUCCGGCCAAUUUUAUCCUGGGAAUUAAAAAACCGCUCCAUUGUGCCAACUCACUACACGCUGUGGCACACGAACAUGAGUGAAAGAGAAGUCCCCCUGGAGCUGGUCCCGGAGUGCGCCAACAUCACGCGGCCCUCCUGCGACCUCACGCACCACUGGCGCAGCCUGGCCGAGAUGUACCUGCCCCGGCUCGUCGGGUCCCGGGGCAGCGCCACGCUGGUCGACUGCGGGGGCUCCAUCUACCCGGACGUGGACAUGACUCUGGAACCCCCCGAGUUCGAGAUCGUUGGCUUUGUGGACCACAUCAACGUGAUACUGAAAUUCCCACCCUCCUUGCCCAAGUUGCCACCUGGGGAAGGAUUGUGGCUUCACCUGUCACUUUCCAUAGAAGAGGAGUCAGAGGGGAUUGUAAAGAAGCAUCUGCUCAAAAUAGAUGAACGCACCACCGGGAACUUCACUUACGUCAUCGACAAGUUGAUUCCAAACACGAGCUACUGUGUGUCUGUCUAUUUGAGGGGUAACAUUCUGUCUCGAUCACUGAGGUCUCCCUGGAAGUGUACCCGCCUCCCGCCCAGACAGGACUCAGAGUCCUCCGAGUCGGCCGCGGUGGGAGGCCUGGUCAUUCCGUUUCUGGUAGCCGCCGUCCUCGGUAGCGUUGUCACAAUACUGAAGCGGGUUGGUUACAUAUGCUUACGAAGCAAAUUCCCCAAAGUGUUGAACUUCCACGGCGUGGCCAUCUGGGCGUUUCCCGAGCUGCCGCCCUUGGAGGCGGUGGCCGUGGCGGAGGUCAUCCACAUCCACAGGAAGAGGAAAGUGUGGGAUUACAACUACGACGACGAGAGCGAUGGGGACGAUGAGGCCGCCGCCCGAGCCAGCGCCGGGGGCUACACCAUGCAUGGGCUGGCCGUCAGGCCUCUGUGCCCGGGGUCCCCCUCCUCGGGCACCCUGGGGGGCGGCGAGGAAGCCGAGUCCCUGAUGGCGCCGGGGCCCGAGCCCUGGCCGGCCGAGCGCAGCAGUGGAGCCUACGAGGGGAAGGGGAGUUGGGGGACAGAGCGCAGUGGGGCCUCCGAGGAGGAGGGGGCCUGGCCGGCGGACCCCUUUCCCAAGGAGGACAGCGGCCCCACCGAGAGCCCCGGGCACCGCAUCUUCUUCAACGUGGACUUGAACUCCGUGCUUGUGAGGGUCCCCGAUGGGGACGACUCCGGAGCCGCCGCAGUGUUCGGUCCUCCGGAGGAGACGGCGGGCUUGGACGACCCCGAGGACAGCGCCGCGGGGCCCGAAGAGGCUCCUUGUGAUGAAAGUGACACCCCCACGUCCAACACGGGCAUCGGGGACGGUUAUAUGAUGAGAUGACCCCAACAUACGGCCUUACCCGCAGCUAGCUCUCCCCCCCUCGCUGCUCCUGUGGCGGGCAAGUGUUGGGGGGGGCAGAGCGCCCCUUCCUGGGACACCACCUAUGCAAAUGAGGGGAAGGGAGAGAGGGGAGACCGAGUGUCACCGUGUCGUCACCGGGGCCUCUCACAUGUUCAGAGGGACAGGCUUUGCAGGGAAUGCCCUGACCUCUAUGCACGCACUGAUCCCAUUUCUGCCUCUGUUUCCCGAAGGAGCGGGGUCCCCUGGGGUUUCCAGGGGUGGCCCUGGGCCCUGGGGAGUAAUUAAAGGGGCAGGGGAGGGCGUGGGGGAGAAAGCAGACGGUUCGGCCGCCGCAGGAGCCGUCCGCAGUGGCCCCCGCGGGCUCCGGGACAGAGCAGGAAGGCAGAGGGAGGACCCAGGAGGCCUUCACGGCCUCGGAAGAAUGAAGGCCUGAGGUUCCCGGGCCUUCAGCCAUCGCCGUGUGUGCUGACUCCAGAUGCCCUACCUGUGACUACAGUCCUGUGAGGGGGGGGAGGGGCAGGCUCCAGAGCCUCAGUAGCAAACGCCCAGGACUCCCGCCUCUGAGCCCAUUGUGCUGUGUGGCCCUGAGCCCUUUGCUCAGCCUCUCUGAGCCUGUGUACUCACUUGUGAAAUAAGGCGACUGGACAAGGUCAUCUCCGAGACCCUGUGAUGCUGGGAGAAAUAUUAGGAAACUAGAGGCCCAGUGCACAAAAUUCGUGCACCGGGAGGGUCCCUAGCCACUGCCAGCUGCCGGCCGGGGCCUCCCUUCGUCCCGCGCCGCUCCCUGGUGGUCAGCGCACGUCAUAGCGAGCGAUCGAACUCCCGGUUGGUUGAACUCCCAAGGGGACACUUUGCAUAUUAGGCUUUUCUAUAUCUAGAUACACAGGUCUGAUGACGGGCAGAGGGGCCACAGCCCAGGAGGCUCCGGGGUGAAGGGAGGGUAUAGAAAACCCCCCCCCCCGCCCCCAACCUCGGCCCCUCACCCAGGAGCAGGGUCCUCGGACCUUCCUUCUGGAUCCUUUUGAGGCUGGGGGACAGAGUUUACAGCAGUCCUACUAGGUCAAGGACGUUGAAUAGAUUAUUUUCUUGUUGCUCUAAAGUAACUCAAAAGACAGGUCCGAGAGAGCGCGAGGCGGCGGCGAUCUGAUGGGUUCUGUAGCAAAGGGACAGGGUCACAGACCAGCGGUCGCCAGCCUUGCAGGCCUCACGGACCACCGGUUGGCGAACGCUGUUGUGGACGUCCGUCCCUCUGCCUCCAAGUGCCGCCGUCGGCCGUGCCCUGGAAGAUUGCCAGAGUGACCCCUCCCGGUAGCCCCUCUCUGGCAGCGUGUGUACCUGUGUUUUUAAAUUUUGUAUCAGGGUUGGCGGUUGGGAAAGGAUAACACAGAGAUACUUUUUAAUGCAAA
Eptesicus fuscus (big brown bat) is the source of this 3316-nucleotide messenger RNA. It is a transcript of the gene IFNAR2, whose product is annotated as interferon alpha and beta receptor subunit 2. The record is from RefSeq and is a predicted model, not a curated record. The coding region runs from base 234 to 1889 and encodes 551 amino acids. NCBI's taxonomy places the organism in Eukaryota, Metazoa, Chordata, Mammalia, Chiroptera, Vespertilionidae. Gene Ontology annotation, molecular function: interleukin-22 receptor activity; protein binding. The transcript has 9 exons.